AUGGCUUCCAGAAUAUCAACCCUUUCCAUGGAACAAGAAAUUCACCGAUUUGUGACCCGCGAGCAGAUUGAAUUACUACACUCCCAUUUUCAAACCCACAACGAUCGGCUGACACUAUCAGAGCUGCGCGAUGUUCUUUCCCACAUCGGUCUACGGUAUACGGAUGAUCAGUUCCGAGGGUUGUGCCUGCAGAUCAACACCGAUCACGAUGCGUACUGUCAAUGGGACGAAUUUCUUAACUAUCUGAUACUGGGAUUCCAGGACGACGAUCCGCUGGCGGUGAAACAAUCACUCGAUCCUCCCAUUGCGGACGAGCUCGGACUGAAGCUAAGCCGGCAGGUUUACACCAUCGUGAAGGUGGAUUUUUGUCCGAUGGUUUACUACGACGGAAGCAUCAGCUGGACCCAGGGACACUGGAUAACAACUUCGCGCGAAGGAGUAAUACACUUCUGGACGAACGAUUGGAAGCCUUCCAUGGCGGGUCGAUCUGUUCCGUCCAGCUUAAAAAGAUCGAAAACCUGGAUCCUGGACACGGUUCCGCUGCCGGACCAGAGCAUGCUAUGUGUAGCAAGUUUGGAGUGUGAACUCCGAUUCUAUGCAAUUGUAGCCGCCUCCUUUACGCUCAAGUUGGUUAUCGAUAAAUUGCCGCACCCGGUAACGUGCAUGGUGUAUCAGUUUUUAGAAAACGAGCGAAGUGCCUUGCUUUUUGGUGACUAUGAAGGCAACAUACGAGCGUUUUAUUUUUAUCCUGAACGGAAGGUAACAUCAACGAGCAUCUCCUUCACGACUGUGGUCAGAGUUAGCCUAACGGAUGUACUCCGCGGGAAAUAUCGUCCACUGGAAUGUGUUGACUUCGGUCCACUACUCCCGGACAUCGUACGAUCGGUUCAGUUCGUCGGCAGUUUGAACAGCUUCAUAGCGGUCUCGGAAAACAAUCCUCUCAAAAACUCCCGCGUAGACCAAGUUCAAUCGAAGCGGAAGGGUAAUAUGAUCAUUCAGUCGCUAGAAACUCCUUCCGAACAGAGGAUGUUUUUUGUCCCCCAAGGAGUAACCUGCUUUGCCUACGAACCAACUACAGAGCUAUUAGUAUCCGGUGGGCCGGACUGUGAUUUGCGGCUCUGGGAUAUACACCGGCCCGAGAAACCUACUGUAGCGCUUGUUGGUCACACGGCGAGCAUCACGUUCCUCUUCGUACAAGAUGCCGGGGAGAAGAUCUACAGCAUGGAUCAGAAAAAGAUUAUCAAAGUUUGGGACGUCCGGAACAGGUUACUGCUGCAAACGUUUAGCCAAUUUUCCACGGUACUAGCCAAAGGUCUUCCGGCGUGUGGGUACUACAAUCAGCGCGAUCGGGAGCUGGUGGUCGCCAGCAACAAACUGUUUGUGGUGGCUUGCUGCCCAGCGAUCGCACUCGAUCGUACCGAUGGGGAUAGCCAUACGAAGCCGGUAUCGGUGCUGCUGUACAACAGCCUGUACAAAUUGAUCGUCAGCUGUGCGUUCGAUAGCUUCAUCAUCGUGUGGGACCAUAAAAUGAAUCGAAAAAUGACCAUCAUCAGCGAAGCGCACACGCAGCCGAAGAACGGGGUGCAGCUACCGGUGGAAAUCACGGCCGCUUGUUUCGAUGAGAAGCAACAACUGCUGCUAACCGGCGCGCGUGAUGGAUCGCUAAAAAUCUGGAACAUAAGUGCACGAACGUGCGUACGCUCGUUUCACAUGGAGGAGGACAGCGAGGUGACGGCGGUCUUUUGGCAGGGAAACCGUAUCCUUGCGAUGGGCUGGAACCAUCGUGUGGUCGAGUUUGCGGCGUUUAGCGAAAAGGACGACUACCCGAGGGGUCUGCAGUGGCGAAAGCUACACUCGGACGACAUUCUCUGCGCGGCGGUGAGCGGAAGUUUACCGGGAGUCAUGGCCACCUGCAGCUACACGGGAGAGCUGGUACUGUGGAUGCUGGAAACGGGUCAACCGUAUAGGCGCUACGAUGCCACUAAUCCUCGUUCACGAAUACCGAUUCAGCUCCACCCGGGCGAGUCCGGGGCGCAAAAGGCACGAAAAAUUGCACCGCGAAGGUCCAUCUUUCAGCUGUCAGCCGAUCGAUUCCUGCAGCGUCGCCUUUCGAGGAUUGUGAUGCCAUCGGGGUUGGAGCAAAUGCGACUGCUCUCCAUACAGGCACUCCUGUUCCUAUCCACCCGACCGAUGUUGCCGUCCUUCGGAACGCUCCUUGGGUCGCUUGAUAACGGAAUCGUACAGGUGUGGUCGCAUCACCCGGAGGGAGGAUUUGUUGGGCAGUUUAAUGCGGUUCAUAUGGCGGGCGAUCGUGUCCUAGCCAUGACGAGUGACGCUGCGAAUCGUUUUCUCUUCACCGGCACCGCUUUGGGCUACAUCAAAACUUGGUACAUUGAGAAUUGCUGGUCGGGCGAAACGGGUCACCGAAGUUGCAUUACGGGCCUGGUUUACCUGGACGGUAGCGAGCUGCUGCUCAGCGCUAGCAGCGAUCGAACCAUUCGUUUGUGGACACUCGGAGGGCGCUACAUCGGGCUGCUGGGAAGUCCCGUGCACUGGGAGCCAUUGUCGGCUAGCCUUCCACCAUCCGGCGGGUACCGAUUCCGUGUACCGCCGGAUCUUCAGCGUGAAGUAAGCUUCACCACGCUGAAGGUUUUACACGGCGGAAACGAUGAUCACGGUCAACGUCUGAAGACGACGAUCACUCGUGGCGUUGCUAAGGAACAUUCAAACCGCACUCGGCCUAUGCAAACGUACGGUGAAUCUCUGGGGGAACCAAUUCUGAACACCGGUGUCCUAAAGCUACCCUCCAAGGAACCAAUUCUGCGGGACAUCAAGCUCGAACGAUUUUUCCCUCGAGUUCCUGUGUACGGUCACAUGGUAGACUUCCCGGUAAAACCAUUAGUGUACGAUCGAACGGUUGAAAGCAUCCUGGAGAGAACUAAACCGACAAAAUUCAUGGAUCCUCCAAAUGCGACCGAUCGGGGAGAAUAG
This is a messenger RNA of Anopheles coustani, 2991 nucleotides long. RefSeq names its product WD repeat-containing protein on Y chromosome (gene WDY). The transcript has 4 exons. Gene Ontology annotation, molecular function: protein binding. The coding region runs from base 1 to 2991 and encodes 996 amino acids. The record is from RefSeq and is a predicted model, not a curated record. NCBI's taxonomy places the organism in Eukaryota, Metazoa, Arthropoda, Insecta, Diptera, Culicidae.